AAAAAAAAAAGGAAAAAAGAAUAUGUGGUAAUUAAUUGAACUUUCCGAUCGGUAUGGAGAAGAAGAAAUUUGAAGAGUUCGUGGGGUCGGAGAAUUGCGCCGUAAGUGAUUCUCCGAUGGUGUUUUCCGACGAGUUUCCGGGCGGCGGCGGCAUCUUCGACAUGUCAUGUGAGAGUAGUGAUAAAGGUUGUUCCUUUGACUUGUUAUUUGGAAUCCAUGACUAUUACAACCCCUCUUUGUUCGAUUUGAUGUCCUCCGUGCCGCCGCUGCUGCAGCAGUCGCCGCCGCUCUCCUCGCCGGCAUCCACCGUGCCGGAGUCGUCGGAGGUGCUCAACGCCCCGCCCACGCCUAAUUCUUCCUCCGUCUCUUCCUCCUCCGGCGAAGAACUUGCCAAAGCAAGUGAAGAGGCUGUUGAGAAGAAUAAUAGUGAAAAAGCUUCUAAAUUAUUGUUGAAGGCAAAAAAGAAGAACCAGAAGAGGCAAAGAGAACCCAGAUUUGCUUUCAUGACUAAGAGUGAUAUCGAUCAUCUAGACGACGGCUACCGCUGGCGGAAGUACGGCCAAAAAGCCGUUAAAAAUAGCCCCUAUCCCAGAAGCUAUUAUCGUUGCACCACGGCGGGGUGCGGUGUGAAGAAGAGAGUGGAGCGGUCCUCCGGCGACCACUCCAUCGUUGUGACAACGUACGAAGGCCAACACACCCACCAAAGUCCGGUAAUGCCGCGGCGAGUCAUGUCGGAAUCCAACAGUUGCCUCGUCGCCGAUCACAACCCCACCGCCACCACCGCCACGGGGCAUUUGUUCCACCAGCCCUUCAUGUACAACCCGACGCCAUUUGUAACGGUGAACUCAUCAUCGGUGAGUCCGCAUCCUCCUCCUCCCCUUCCGUCCCCGUCGUCGCUGCUCCGGGACGACGGGCUUCUGCAGGACGUGGUGCCAUUGCAAAUGAGGAAGGAGCCAAAAGAUGAGCAAAAUGGGUGAAUUCUAUUCAGAGAGAUUUUAUUCUCUCCCCAUUGGUCUCUUUUCGGUACGUUCAGAAUUCAGAUCAGCCAUGCAUUUUUCAUCGUUUUCUGAGGAGAUUCUGAUCUCAUGAUUAUAAAAACGCUUUCUUCUUAAGCGUUUUUCAGAGGGAUUAUAUUAGCUGUGCUUUUUGUUAAUGAGUUAUUAUUCUUUGUAACUAUCUCUUAGCAAAAACAAAUUAAGUUGUUUAUUAUAUAUUAUGGGAUAUCAUAUAAUUCAGUUGCCUUCGUA
Momordica charantia (bitter melon) is the source of this 1247-nucleotide messenger RNA. RefSeq names its product WRKY DNA-binding protein 48 (gene WRKY48). Gene Ontology annotation, biological process: regulation of DNA-templated transcription. Lineage: Eukaryota; Viridiplantae; Streptophyta; Magnoliopsida; Cucurbitales; Cucurbitaceae. The record is from RefSeq and is a predicted model, not a curated record. Gene Ontology annotation, molecular function: DNA-binding transcription factor activity; sequence-specific DNA binding.